AUGUCCAUUACUGUCCAUUUAAAGAAGAUUUCUAACUUGCCAGGGAAAUAUGACCGGAAGGUGGAAUUGUCUUUCAGGGGUUUUACACAUAAAACCAAGAUUCUUCAGUGUGAAAAUAUAGCCAUCUUCAAUGAGCACUUCAGAUGGCCACACUAUGGGAAGAUUGUCAAAGAUGAGGUGCUGUCAGUCAGUGUCUACAACUACAGCAAAAUGUUCAGCAACAGGCUGCUCGGCAGACUUGUGAUCAGUCUGCAGCACGUGGUGACGGCAGGGAGGCUGGUCCUCCGGGAGCCGCUCACAGACAGCAACUUCAGCCUGACUGACAUAUACAUAGAGUUGGAUGUGAGAUACCAGCCUGUGCAAGGUGCUGUUGGGACCUGGGACAGUGAAGACUUCCUCAGUGUAGAAGACAAUGAUGAUUCAGGGCUGGUCAUAAGGAACCCAAGCUUUGCUGAACCAGGUUCCAAACAGACUACGCGGCCGCAGCAACUAGACCGAGAGACGAGAAUGAUUGGUCGUAGUCUGCUUAGGACUGCUGGUGGAGAUGAUGAUGAAGAAGAUGAGGAUGAUGAUUAUGAAGACGAUUAUGACAUGGCAGAUAUGGAAUAUGCCAACAUGACGUUCACCCCUAUCUUAAGUCGCUGCAGGGCUUUAUCAAAGCAUGAGCUCGCUGCCGCACCCAAAGUGCAGAGUUUCCAGGUUAAUGUCAAUGUGCUGGAGGCCCAGAAGCUGGUGGGAGUCAACAUCAACCCAGCUGUUUAUGUGACAGUAGGAGGCGAAAAGAGACACACAGCCACACAGAAAUCCACCAAUUGUCCCUUUUACAAUGAGAACUUCAUGUUUGAAUUCCAGGAGACACAAGAUGUGCUCUUUGAUAAAGUCAUUGAAAUUUCUGUUGUUCACAAAAAAACACUGGCUUUUUUGAUGACCCGUAUUGGUACCUUCAAGAUAGACAUCAGCACUGUCUACCACCAGCCAGAUCAUAGAUUCUAUCAGAAAUGGGCUCCACUGACUGACCCCAAAGACACCCGCACAGGGGUGAAAGGUUAUGUGAAGUGUACGUUGAGUGUGGUAAUGAAGGGGGAUGCUAUGGGUAUGGCUAGUCUGCCACCUGCCAGUAGCCAGAAUGAUGACAUUGAAAAGAAUCUUCUCCUACCCAAGAGAAUGCCUGUUGAGAGGCCUUGGGCUAAGUUCCUGAUUAAGAUCUACCGUGCAGAAGGCCUGCCCAGCAUGAGUGCUGGCUUCCUGGGGAGUUUCUCCAAGAUGAUGGGGGACAAAAAGAUCUUCAUUGACCCCUAUGUGCAAGUCACGUUUGCUGGCCAGCAGGGUGAGACAUCAGUAAUAAGCAACAGCAAUGUCCCUGAAUGGAAUGAACAGAUCUCUUUCAUUGAGCAGUUCCCUCCUCUCGCUCGCCGUAUUAAAGUUCAGAUCCUGGAUGAUGCCAAUAUCGGUGAUGUGGCUGUGGCCACACACUUUUUGGACCUCCAGCAAAUUUCUAACCCCAACAGAAACGGCUUUCAUCCGACCUUUGGGCCAUCCUGGAUCAACUUGUAUGGCUCGCCCCAGAACUCAGCCCUGAGGGACAUUCAUCGGGAUUUGAAUGAGGGGCUAAGUGAGGGAAUCUUCUACAGGGGCAGGCUGCUUCUCUCUUUGAGUGUGGAGGUCUACUCUUCCCCUGUUGCUGCGGUGGAGAGUAAAGCCACUGAUAAUGUCAAGAGCGCACUGAGCAAGUUCAGCAUCAAACGCAAGAGCAAGAAGUCAAAGGAGAAGAAGAAGAAAAGCAAUGAAGUUGCCCAAGGUCGCAGUGGGCCCAGUGAAGAACCAGAGGACUCCAGCUCAGAGGUUCCAGGUGCUGUCACUGUUGAAGUGGAGGAGAUUCAUCCUUUACCUGAGAAUUUUGCUGGGGAGAAAGAGGAAUUCUUGCUCUUUGCAUCUCUCUUUGAAGCGACGAUGAUAGACCCAUCCAUUGGCAACAAACUAGUUACUUUUGAGCUGUCCAUUGGGAACUAUGGCAAGGCAGCAGACGUGGUAGUGAAGUCUAAGAAGGGUGCUGGACAGGGGGAGCUUGGUGAGGACAGACAGGCACUGUUAGAGUCCUCAGAGGACGAGCUGGAGAGAGAGGACCUCCUGACAGCAGGCACUGAAGGCAAAUCUGUCACAGCACCCAGGGCACCACAGGCAACAGAAUAUGAUAGAUCAUUCAACUGCAUUCCCUUAUUCCGUGAGAAGCCCUGUAUCUAUGUCUGGAACUACUUUGAGGACCACAGUUUUCGACUUUGCAACUGUAACUGGCUUUCCAAGAUGGCUGAUAGGCUGGAGUAUGGUAUUGAUGAAGUUGAAAAAUUGCUGAAGAGACCCAAAAGCAAUGCCAAGGAACGCUUUACAGAGGUCCUGCUGGAAUUUGUUGCCAGCUGCAAACAGUACAGCUCAAACACUGACAGGAAGAAGCACAUCCGACCAAACAACCUGGACAAGUGUCGCAUGCAGUUCAUAAAGAGAAACAUAAUCCUGUUGGCCAAGCAAGCUCUGAGAGUGAGACGAAGAGUCACCAGACGCACAGUCAAAGAGAAAGUGGGAGAGGCUAAGAGAAUUCUUAAGAGAACACGAUUCCUGGCCAAAGAGCCUCAGAGCACCUUGCCAGAUGUAUUUCUAUGGAUGAUGAGUGGGGGUAGACGGGUAGCGUAUGCCAGAAUUCCGGCACAUUCCAUCCUCUUCUCACUAGUGGAAGAGGAAAAGGGCAAAGACUGUGGCAAACUCACGACCGUUUACAUGAAGACCCCAGGAGGACUUCUGGGGGAGAUCUUUGCCAAACUUGAAGUCUACCUCUGGCUUGGCAUUACCAAGUAUGCUAAAAACUGUGUCACCAGCCUGCCAGCAGAAUUCAGACCACUGCAUGAGGAGGCAACAACCACUGCAGUCAUCCCAACAAGCGUGCCUCCAGUCAAGCUACAGGUGGAAGACAGACGUUACUUCCAGCUGCGAGCUCAUAUCUAUCAGGCGCGUGGCAUCGUAGCCGCAGAUGAUAACGGACUCUCAGACCCAUUUGUCAAAGUGGUGUUCUCCACACAAUGCCAGGUUACACGGGUAAUGGAGGAAACAUUGUCACCCACCUGGUGUGAGUUACUGCUGUAUGAGCAGAUCCUCAUGGAAGGAAGCAAGGAUGAUUUCAAAGAUGACCCACCUAUUGUCAUUAUCAACAUCUAUGACUACAACAGACUGGGAAGUCCACAGUCUCUAGGGCGUGCAUUUGCUGAGCCAGAACUCAAAUUUGUAGAGGAGCCUUACAAGAAGCCUACGCUGAAGUUUUUUGAUAUCAUCAAAGGCAAAAUCAAUGCAGGGGAGCUCCUCGCUGCCUUUGAGUUAAUUGAACUGGAUUACUCUGGUUUUGGAGAGCCAUGCCUCCCUGCUGAUGUCGACCCCAGGGAGCCUCCAUACAUGUCUGAGGAGAGGCGCUACAUCAUCCCGGAUGGUGUUCGACCCAUAAUGAGGAAAUUCAGAAUUGAGGUGUUGUACUGGGGUGUGCGGGAUCUGAGGAGGGUGAACCUUUUUGAGGUGGAGAAGCCACAGGUGAAAAUGGAAUGUGCUGGACAGAUGAUCGAGUCAGAAGAAAUUGAAAGCUAUAAGCAGAACCCCAAUUUCCUCAAGAUUGUCAAACAUUUUGAUGUGGACCUUCCAGAACUGGUGUAUCUACACCCUCCUCUCACGAUUUUCGUGAUGGAACAGCGUGCGUUUGGGAGGCUUGUACUGGUGGGUACACAUGUGGUGCAGAACCUUAUGCAGUUUGCACCAAAAGACCUGGAGGAGUGGAAAGAGGAGGAGGAGGAGCCCGAAGUCCAGGAGAGACCACCAAAAAAGACAACUCCCCUUCACACAGUAAUGACAAUGGAUCUUGGAGGACUUCCCUUAAAAGAUACAAAAAUUCCCAUCAACCCAAUUAACCUGGUUGCAGGUCCACUGAAAAAGCAGAGGAAGAAGGAGGAGGAGCUGGAGGAAGAGGAGCCAGAAAAGGAGGAGCUUGAUUGGUGGUCCAAAUAUUAUGCGUCUUUGGCGGAGCUUGAAAAAUAUGAGGAGAAGGAGGACGAGCUAGAUGACCCACAGGAUGCUGAGGGAGGAAACCUCAACAUUGGUAAUAUAGAGGCAGAGGAUGAAGAUGCUGUUGUGGUCGAAAUAGAACCACCUAAACCAAAAAGAAAAAAGAUUGCCACUCUACAGCUCUACAAGUCUGAGCUGGAAAAUGAAUUUUCUGAGUUCAUGGAUUGGCUGCGUACAUUCCCUAUCUACAAAGGCAAAUCCAAUGAUGAUGAGGAUGAUGAUGACAGUGAGAGAACCAUGGGUAAAUACAAGGGCUCCUUUUUAAUUUACCCCAUCUCACCCGAAGACGAGGAUGCCGAGUGCCAGAUCACCAAUGGGAUCCCCAAAAACACACCCAUUAAAGUUCUGGUCAGGGUGUAUGUUGUGAAGGCCACGAACCUGGCUCCCACAGACCCCAAUGGAAAGGCAGAUCCUUAUGUGGUGGUGAAGGCUGGCCAGCAGCAAAUGGACAGCAAGGAGCGUUACAUACCCAAACAGCUCAACCCAGUGUUUGGAGAAGUGUUCGAGUUGACCGUGUCCUUCCCUCUGGAGACAGAGCUCACGCUCAUGGUAUUUGACCAUGACAUAGUGGGCUUAGAUGACUUGAUCGGGGAGACACGGGUGGACCUAGAAAACCGCUUCUACAGUCGCCACCGCGCUGGAUGUGGCCUUGCCCUGUACUAUGACAAGGAUGGCUACAAUAAGUGGAGAGAUGCAAAGAAACCCACUGCUAUCUUGGCUGAGCUUUGUCGCAAGAAUGGAAUUCCUUCUCCAGAAUACAGGGAGACUGAGGUUAAAGUUCUCAACAAGAUCUUCAAAAUUCCCAAUGAAGCUUUUCCUGAAGAAUUGCUGAAGAAGAACAAUAAGACAGAAGAGGACUAUGAAGAACUGGAUCAGCACAGGGCUCUGAGCGUGCUGAGGCGCUGGGGUGAGAUGAGAGAGUUCAGUGAAGGUGCCUGUCCCCUGGUGCCUGAACAUGUGGAGGUUCGGUGCCUGCAUGACCCUGACAAACCAGGCCUUCCCCAGGGUUAUGUUCACAUGUGGAUUGACAUGUUUACUGUGGAUGUUCCAGCACCACCUCCUGUCAACAUCAAACCCAGACUCCCCAUAAGUUAUGAGUUACGGGUGAUCAUCUGGAACACAGAUGAUGUCGUGCUGGAUGACGUCAAUCCCUUCACUGGAGAGCCAUCCAGUGACAUCUAUGUGAAAGGAUGGAUCAAAGGUUUGGAGCAUGACAAACAGGAGACAGACGUUCACUUUAACUCUCUGACAGGAGAGGGAAACUUCAACUGGCGCUUUAUUUUCCGCUUUGACUACUUGCCCACAGAGAAGGAGAUCAUUUAUAAAAGAAAAGAGACAAUCUUCUCGCUGGAGGAGUCCGAGUUCCGCCAGCCCGCCGUCCUGGUGCUGCAGGUCUGGGACUAUGAUCGCAUUGCUGCCAAUGACUUCCUUGGUUCCAUAGAAUUGCGUCUGAGCGACAUGGUUCGCGCGGCAAAAUCAUCAGAGCAGUGCAGCAUAAAGAUGGCCAAGGACAAGGCCAGCCCCCGCUUCUCCAUCUUCCGCAGCAAGAGGAUGAAGGGCUGGUGGCCACUCAUCAAACUCAAAAGCCAAGAGGACAUAGAGAGGGAAGCAAGGGAGGCUGAACAGGAAAAGAAGAACAAGAAAAAGAAAAAGAAGAAGAGGAGCAAACGGAGCAAAAUGAAGCCCGAAGAUUUGCAAUUUGUUGACAGCAGUGGAAACACCUUCCUCUUGAUGGGUAAAGUUGAGGCAGAGUUCCAGCUACUGACAGCUGAGGAGGCUGAGAAGAACCCUGUUGGAAAAGCACGCAAGGAACCAGAGCCUCUUGAGAAACCAAAUCGUCCCAAGACAUCCUUCAACUGGUUUGUGAACCCCAUGAAGACCUUUGUCUUCUUCAUCUGGAAGAAAUAUAAAAAGUACAUCAUUGUUUUUAUUAUACUGGCUAUCCUCACCCUGUUUCUCUUCCUUAUACUGUACACCCUCCCUACACACAUCAGUCAGCUCAUUGUAAAUGGCUGA
This is a messenger RNA of Chanos chanos (milkfish), 6108 nucleotides long. It is a transcript of the gene fer1l4, whose product is annotated as fer-1 like family member 4. Lineage: Eukaryota; Metazoa; Chordata; Actinopteri; Gonorynchiformes; Chanidae. Gene Ontology annotation, cellular component: membrane. The record is from RefSeq and is a predicted model, not a curated record. Gene Ontology annotation, biological process: plasma membrane organization.